CUUCCAAAGCAGAUAUAUAAGGUUAACACCACGUUCAGGUUCAUCUCUUGAAUAUACCACUCAACUACCAGUACCUAUCAACAACCAAUCUAUCCACUCAGUCAUUGUUCUUCAAGAAUCCUAAAAGACCUCACGAUACACCACUCCACACAACUUACUAGCUACCACCAAAGCAUCCCUUUCUUUCCCUCUUUCUUCUCCAAAUAAGACGCUACAGUACAUCCGAAUAUCGUAUCCAUCGACCACAACAUUCUGAACAUGCAUUUCAAUCCCGAGAAAGAGAUACCAGAUCUGUCGGGAAAGAGAAUUAUCGUGACGGGCGGCAGCAGUGGUCUCGGCAAAGAGAGCGUCCUCCAACUCGUCAAGCACAACCCAGAUAAAGUGUAUCUCGCAGCCCGAACAAGCAAGCGAGGCAAUGCAGCAAUCGAGGAGAUUGAGAAAUCAGUCCCCUCAGCAAAGGGAAAGAUGCACUACCUUGAGCUGGACAUGGCAUCUUUCGCGUCCGUCAAGCAAGCCGCCGAUCGCAUCCUGUCCGAGAACAACCGAAUCGACAUCCUUAUGAACAACGCCGGAACAAGUGCCAACCCUGCAGGUCUAACCAGCGAUGGCUACGAGAUCCAAUUCGGCAGCAACUACAUGGGACCAACCCUCUUCACCAAGCUUCUCCUUCCACUGCUUCAGCAAACCGCCGAGCAACCAAACAGCGACGUCCGCAUCAUCAACCUCAGCUCUGAACUCUUCAAACAAGCACCUAAAGAGGGAAUCUCGUUCCCCACGCUCACGACACCCGCUGAAGAGAUAAGCACCGUAGCUCGCUACGGUCAAUCAAAGCUAGCAAACUACUACUUCAGCAAGCUUUGCUCCCAGAAAUAUCCCAACAUCACAUCAAUCGCUCUACAUCCGGGUGUCGUCAACACGGGUAUCUGGGACCACUUCAAGGAAAGGAGGCCUGUGCUAGGAGCGGUGCUUUCUGUCUUGUCUGGUCCUUUUAUGACUAGUGUCCCCGACGGUGCGAAGAUGCAGUUGUGGUCCAGUACCGCACCGAAGAACCAGGUUAAAAAUGGUGCGUUCUAUACCCCAGCGGGGAAUGGUAAGGAAUACACGCAAGCGAUACUGAAGAACGAUAAACUUGCGAAUGAGCUAUGGGAAUGGACUGAGAAGGAGUUUGCUAAGCAUGGGUAUUAG
Molecule: messenger RNA, 1185 nt
Organism: Alternaria alternata
Lineage: Eukaryota; Fungi; Ascomycota; Dothideomycetes; Pleosporales; Pleosporaceae
Product: NAD(P)-binding protein
Exons: 1
Coding region: 259-1185 (308 amino acids)
Source: RefSeq, a predicted model, not a curated record